GCAAAACUUUGCUUAGUCUUAGUUCAUUAAUUGUAGUAUAAUUAAUCGAUUUAGCUUUAAUCGAACGCAAAUUUUACUUAAUAUUGACAAAUUAGCUGCAUUCUUUGUGCAAUUAUUAAAAUUUAUUUAUAAAUCUUUAUUAAAAUACUAGAAAAAUUAAUUAAAUUAACUUUGUGUCAAUUUUUCGAAUGUGGAUUCAACAUAUAUACCUGUUUGUAUCUUAAUCAACAUCAAAAUUCAAUAGAUCACUACGAAAACAAUCAAAAAGAAUCAAACCUUUCUGCCAUUUCAUUCAAUAAACUUUUACAAGCAUGAAAUAAACUCAAAAGGUUCAUUCCGUUAAUGGUCUCGCAAAUAAUUGAAUUAAGAGUGUGAAAAUUGUGAAAAGUUCGCUUUGAAAAAUCGUGAUUUUAGAGAGGAAGAAUUUGCGGAUUAGUUUACAAUGUGGAAUUUGAGUUUAUAUAUUGUGACAUGGAACGUGUCAACAAAGUAUCCCGAUACUUUGAAACUUAACGAGUUGCUCGAUAUCGAUUUGCACUACAAAGAAAAACGUCUUCCUGAUUUUUACAUAGUCGGAUUGCAGGAAGUUAAUGCAAAUCCUCACACUUAUGUCUCAAGUUUCUUCAAAUCCGAUCCAUGGGUUCAGAAGCUCAAAGAGUUGCUCAAACCACUCGACUAUAUCGUUGCCAAAACGGAACAAAUGCAAGGACUUUUACUUACUAUAUUCGUUAAACGGAAACAUUUAUAUCACAUACGAGAAAUUGAAAGUGAAUAUGUACGAACGGGAUUUGGUGGAAUGUGGGGAAAUAAAGGUGCUGUAGCGACAAGAAUGAACUGUUAUGGAUGCUCAAUAUGCUUAGUCAAUUCUCAUUUGGCUGCUCAUGAUGAAAUGCUCGAAGAGCGUAUUAACGAUUACCAACGUAUAAAAGAAGCCACAAACUUUAGUGUUAAGUUCUGUAAGGACAUUUACGACCAUGAUUAUGUGUUUUGGUUCGGCGAUCUCAACUUCAGAUUGUUCAAUCACUACAGUGGAAAUGAUAAUUAUUCACCACAAGAAAUUCGCCAAAUGAUCAAAGAAGAUAGACUUGCUGACUUGAUAAAGAAGGACCAAUUGUCGCUAGCGAUGUGCGAAGGACGUGCAUUUUCGGAACUUGUUGAACGGUUACCACAAUUUCCACCUACCUUUAAGUUUGUCGUUGAUUCUAGCGAUUACGAUAUGAAACGAAGACCGGCGUGGUGUGAUCGCAUUCUCUACAAAGCCAGAAGUAAGAUUAUCAAGAAUUGCUCUCUGCAUCUCGAACAAGUGUCAUACAAAAGUCAUCCAAAUUAUGAUAUAAGUGAUCAUAAGCCAGUCUCGUCUGAGUUUAAAAUAAAUGUCAAAGAGUAUUAUUAUAAUUAUGAACAAAUUUUAAAACCACUUCGUCCUUUAUUCUCUGAUUCUUUAUCAAAUGCUAUUAAAAUUCCAAUGCUUGUGGUUGCGCCAAUUGCUGUGACACAAAUGGAUACACCAUCUUUAUCCGAUGAUGAAUUUCAUGAUGCACCUGAUCACUUUUCUGAUGACGAAACUGAUGAUGAACAGUCACCUGAUGAUGAUAUUAGUCAAUUGGUGAUUAAAUUUAAUCCACUUACUGUAUGGAACAACAGUGAAGAUAAUGAAGUUGAAUACAUAUUGCCGCCUAAUUUUGUUGUCGGUAGUGCAGACUGGAUUGGAGUGUAUCCAGAAAACUUUACAGGAUUCGAUGAAUAUUAUGGAUACGAGUACACAGAAACAGCAGGAGAUAAGCCAGAACCAGUAGAGCGCACAGUAAAGAUUAAUUUUUCGGCAUCAAUUGAUUUACCGCUUCAAGGUAAUUUCGUUUUUUUGUACUUCCAAUCGACUGGAAUGAGAGGAUAUUCUAGCAUGCUUGGUGUAAGUGAUCCGUUCCCAGUCAUCAAGAGAUGUCCCUCACCAAGACCUGAUACAAUUGACUAAAUUUUUUCUAUUGUGGUGGCCUUUGACAUCCAAAAUUUUGAUAAAUUUGAUAAUAAUGUGCUUUAUGUAUACCAUUCUAGAUGUAUAUGAAUGUGAACCAUAUUUAAUUUGACACUUAUAUUGAUAAAGAUUUAUAAAAUUUAAAGCGAUGAUAUCUUUUUUCCAUUUAAUCCUUUUUAAAAUCCAAUUAAGGAUGGUGCAAUUCUUUUUUAAAUAAAUUUUUCAUUCCUGCAGAGGAUUUGUUUUUAUUUAUACUGUUCAGUAUAUACAAUUGUUAAUUUAAAUAGAAUUUUUUUCCACCAAUUUUUUUGUUAAAUAAUUUAUAACAGUUUAAAUAAAGCUUUUUGGAGAG
This is a messenger RNA of Chironomus riparius, 2324 nucleotides long. The record is from the annotation of a GenBank genome assembly. NCBI's taxonomy places the organism in Eukaryota, Metazoa, Arthropoda, Insecta, Diptera, Chironomidae.